Labrus mixtus (cuckoo wrasse) is the source of this 1982-nucleotide messenger RNA. It is a transcript of the gene nelfb, whose product is annotated as negative elongation factor complex member B. The transcript is spliced from 13 exons. NCBI's taxonomy places the organism in Eukaryota, Metazoa, Chordata, Actinopteri, Labriformes, Labridae. Bases 143 to 1915 code for a protein of 590 amino acids. Gene Ontology annotation, cellular component: nucleus; NELF complex. The record is from RefSeq and is a predicted model, not a curated record. Gene Ontology annotation, biological process: negative regulation of transcription elongation by RNA polymerase II.
UUACAAAGUCGGACCAGCGGAAAUCUGCUUUGACAGAGAAACAGCGAAAUGUGUUUUGCUUUGUAGCAAGUGAUUCUCUUUACAGCUUUAACUUUACACGGUAGAAACAGAUUUUCACGCAUCAUUUUAUUUGUUUAAAUUAAUGAUUAAAGGGGAACAGAAGAUGUUCGCGGGGCUUCCGGAGCUCGGGAUCUCUAACGGAGAGGACCUGAAAGAAACUCUCACAAACUGCACAGAGCCUCUGAAGGCUAUCGACCAGUUCCAGAUGGAAAAUGGGAUCCUGCUGCCGACCCUCCAGUCUGCUCUCCCCUUCCUCGACCUCCAUGGGACGCCUCGCCUGGAGUUCCAUCAGUCCGUCUUUGACGAGCUCCGAGACAAGCUGAUGGAGCGAGUCGCCACCAUCGCGGAGGGAAAAGAAGAAGACAGAUACGGGAAGCUGGAGGAGCUGCUGGAGAAGAGCUUUCCUCUCGUUAAAAUGCCGUCCAUCCAGCCGGUGGUGAUGCAGGUGCUCAAACAUCUACCCAAGGUACCAGAGAAGAAACUGAAGAUGGUGAUGGCUGACAAAGAGCUGUACAAGGUGUGUGCAGUGGAGGUGAAGAGGCAGAUCUGGCAGGAUAACCAGGCUCUGUUUGGGGAUGAAGUGUCUCCCCUCCUGAAGCAGUACAUCGUGGAGAAGGAAGCAGCUCUGUUCAGCAGCGACCUCUCCAUCCUGCACAAUUUCUUCAGCCCGUCUCCCAAAACACGGCGCCAAGGAGAGGUGGUUCUAAAGCUGACACAGAUGAUAGGAAAGAACGUGAAGCUGUACGACAUGGUGCUGCAGUUUCUACGAACACUCUUCCUGAGAACGAGAAACGUGCACUACUGCACGCUGAGGGCGGAGCUGCUGAUGUCGCUUCAUGACCUGGACAUCAGUGAGAUCUGCUCUGUGGACCCGUGUCAUAAGUUCACUUGGUGUUUAGACGCCUGCAUACGGGAGAAGUUUGUGGACGGCAAGCGAGCCAGAGAGCUGCAGGGUUUCCUGGAUGGAGUGAAGAAAGGACAAGAGCAAGUCUUAGGGGACCUCUCCAUGAUCCUGUGUGACCCGUUUGCUUGUAACACCCUGGUCCUGAGUAUCGUGAGGAACCUGCAGGAGCUGCUGAGUCAGGACAGUUUACCAAGGGACAGUCCGGAUCUGAUGCUGCUGCUCAGGAUGCUCUCACUGGGUCAGGGAGCGUGGGACAUGAUUGACAGCCAGGUGUUUAAAGAGCCUCGCUUGGAUCUGGAGGUGGUGACGCGUUUCCUGCCCGCCAUGAUGUCAGUGGUCGUGGAUGAUCACACCUUCACCGUUGAGCAGAAGCUUCCCAGUGAGGAGAAGAGUUCACAGUCAUACCCCACCACCCUGCCGGACGCCUUCAACAGGUACCUGCAGGAGAACAGGGUGGCCUGUGAGAUGGGUCUGUACUACGUCCUCCACAUUGCCAAACAGAGGAACAAGAAUGCCUUACAGAGACUACUGCCUGCCCUCGUGGAGACGUACAACGACAUGGCCUUUGGAGACAUCUUCCUGCACCUGCUGACUGGACACCUCACGCUGCUCUCUGACGAGUUCGGAUCAGAAGAGUUCUGUUCUGUUGUCUUCGAUGGCUUCCUUCUGACUUCUUAUUCCAGUAAAGAGAACGUCCACAGACACACCCUGCGCAUGUUGCUGCAUCUACACCACAAAGUGCUGCCAUCCUACGUGGAAACUCUGCUGAAAACCCUUGAACCUCCAAAACAGAGCAGCGAGCCGGUGAAGGAGCUGUACACCCAGCUGACGGAGAAGCUGGAGGCCCAAAAGAAGAGCCCUCCGCCCCCGGAGGAAACCCCAUCCCUUGAUCUGGGACUGCACCCGGUGACCGUCCCCACCACCGCCUCCACCCCGACCACGCCUCUCUGAGACAUCAGCAGUGACUGAGUGUAAAGACAGCCAACAGCUGGCUCGUGCAUUUCUCCAAAAAAGAAAA